Thalassophryne amazonica is the source of this 1570-nucleotide messenger RNA. RefSeq names its product heat shock protein, alpha-crystallin-related, b11 (gene hspb9l). The transcript has a single exon. Bases 118 to 777 code for a protein of 219 amino acids. Gene Ontology annotation, molecular function: protein folding chaperone. Gene Ontology annotation, biological process: protein refolding; response to heat. The record is from RefSeq and is a predicted model, not a curated record. Lineage: Eukaryota; Metazoa; Chordata; Actinopteri; Batrachoidiformes; Batrachoididae.
CACACGCUCAAGGAAUGCUUCUGGAAGCUUCCAGUGGCAUCGGCUGGUGUAUAAAUACAACAGCGAACUGAGCUUCUGAACCAAACCGACUCCAGACUGAACAGGAGGACCAUCAGGAUGUUGUGUCCCAGCGUGUACCGCCCGCCGUCUGCCAGCAUCAGGCCCUUCCUGGACCUGCACUGGCCCAUCCGCAGCCUGUGGCCCGAGACCCGGCCCCUCUUUUUCCACAUGGAGCAAGAGAUGAUCCGCCACCUGGAGGAGAUGAGGCAGAGCAUGGAGUUCAUGGAGAGGCUGCGCCAGAAGAUCUUCGAGGAGAUCGACCAGGUCUCCAGCUCAUACUCGACUGCACUCCAGCCCAUCGCCUUCCAGGAGCUGCGCCCGAACAGCGGCACGUUUGCCCUGAGCCUGGACACCAAAGAGUUUACUCCAGAAGAACUGUCCAUCAAACAGGUGGGCAGGAAGCUGAGGGUGAGCGGGAAGACAGAGAAGAAACAGGAUGAUGGAAAGGGAUCCUACUCCUACAGGUGUCAGGAGUUCAGGCAGGACUUCGACCUGCCGGAUGGCGUCAACCCAGAGAAUGUCACCUGUUCGCUGGUGGACGGCCAGCUGCAAAUACAGGCACCACGGCAGCAAAUGGUGGACAGAAAAGAGAGAGUCAUCCCCAUCAGUCUCACCACGACCCCGACACUCACUCGCUGCUCAGAGACAGAGGUCUCCUCCACGGGGACAGAGGUCUCAGAGAGUGGACCUGCCACUGGUCAGGUGGAGACCAGCUAAUCACCUGGACAACAGACUGUCAAGGAUCCCCGAAGUGUCUUUAUUCAUCCGGUUUUGUAGUUUGAUGGACGUUUGGUCGGUCUUCUUGUGUGACCUCACAGUGAACUGAUGGAAAAUGUUUAUGUGUUCGUCUUUGACUUACUGAAAGAAAACUGGCUGUAAAAGUGAUGAUUUGUAUUAAAAAUCCUUAUUUGUGGGCUGUGAAAAGUUUGUAAAAAUAUCAAAGGGAUUUAUUUUGUUAAAAGCCCCAAAAGGCUAAAGGUGACGCCAUAAGAUCAAGAUAGUUUCAUGUUGAAGAAAACACCAUCCAAAUACUUAUGGACCUAACCACACCGCUGUUCACAACAAGCAACAGUGGCCUCUAGUGGCCACCAGAAGCCUGCAUUUAGCAACAAGGCUUCACAAACGACUUGAUGGAAGCGUGGGCUAUUAUAUUGUUUAACAGAUGCCAACGUGGUCCAAACCAGGACCAAUACUCUGGUCCUUGUGAGGAUCCAGCUCAACAAUCCGCGCUUCAUUUUUCCAUGCUCACUGACUGUCCGUGUCCCUGCAGCCUGGAACACCUGAAGUAUCGCUGCAGUUUUUUCUGCUGGUUCUGAGACGACUUACACCAGUUUAAAAAGACACUUAAAACCCGUUCUCGUGUCUCUGGUGCAGAAAAGCUCCAAUAGACAAAACUCUGGUUUAUCAAAGGGGGAAAAAAAAAAGAGAGAAAAAAAGAGUAGAAUUCCACAAAGUGAAUUAAAGGAAUAUUCGGUCUUGAUGGAUCAUUUUGGGUUAAAUAAGAACAAAG